UACACAAACCAGCAAGAUGUCAGCCAAACCAGGCCUCUGUGAAGACCAGGAUGUGAUGGAUUUUCACGAUUUGUGUGCAUCUCCUGCUAAAAGUGAGACCAGUUCAGUUGACAUAUAUGAUGGGCUGGACAUGUCGAUGACUGUACCAGAGGAAACCACCAAGCAAUCAAGUCCUUCAAGAGACUGUUUGGACCUGUAUGAGGAAAUUUUAACAGAGGAAGGAACUGCUAAGGAAGCAUCACUUAAUAAUUUGAACGUGGAUUAUGAAAAGUGUCAGAAACAAAUAAAGCAGUUGAUAAGCAAGUUGAAGGAAAUGCAAUCUUUGAAUACCAACUUACAAAAUGAAAACCAGUGCUUAAAAAAGAACAUUUCUGCUCUUAUAAAAACAGCAAGAGUAGAACUCACACGUAAAGAGGAAGAGAUCGACCAACUUAGUCAAAGGUAAUCAUGGUCUAGCAUCUUUAUACAUCUGCUGCGUGUUCCAGGAACCACUCGAAGUUUUAGGUCAGAUCCAGUACCAUUACUAAGCGCUAAUACAAAAUUAAAGGACAAAGAGCUUACUAAAGAUACAGUAAAGAAGCCUAGUAGCACGAAGAAAGAAGUGAAACUACAAGAAACGUCCUCUAAAGACCUGACGAGUAAUUAUUCUUCUCCAAAAAGCAUUUCUGAACAGACAAAGUCUUGUGUCGAAAACAAUGCAGCAUUGAUGUCAAAAACACAACUAAGACGCUACAAGGAGACUGAAGAAACAGAGAAACAGACUUCACGACACAAGGUAGGGGAAGAUAAGAAGACUAAAACAGAAAUGGACUCCUGCAGUCAGAGUAGAGAUGUAGAACGAUGGCAAAGGAGUGAAGAACACAGAUCUAGUCUCAGCCCUGGAAUUGAUGGUAGUAUUUGUGAAGUAAAAGAAAAGUCACAUGGACAACCAACAAAAACUGGGAAAUGUGAAAGAGCUCAAGAAAGCAGAAAUUCUAAAAAGUCAGAUGUUGAUCACAAAACAGACAGUAGAAAACACAGUUCAAGCUCCCAUGAUAAACCAAGCUUUUCAAAGGAAAACACACGGGGUCAAGAACUGCAUCAUUUAAAAGAAAAGCAUAUAAAAACACAUGAAAAAUCUGAUCACAGAAAAGAGUCCAAGGGACAUGAGCGAGACAAAACUGUGGAGCAUAGACACAGAAAAUCGGAAAAGGAUGAUGGGUCCCAAAGGUUGAAAGGAACACAUACUUCAAGUCCUAAAACGGAAUGCUCUCAAAAAUCCUUAACAUCCGAACUGAAUUCUGCCAAAAGGAGUAAUGAUUCUGACAGAAGGGAUAAGCGUUGUUCAAAUUACAGUGAUUCCAAAAAUGUAAGCAAAGACUCAAAAUCAAACAAGACUGAAGCUAGGCCAUCGGCAACCAAACAUAAGAAUAAUUGUGAUGUCAAAAGUUCUGACAUGGACAUUAGGACUGAAAAGAAAAGAUCUAAAGAUGAAGAACAUGAUAUUAGAUCUGAUCAAAGUCACAGGGGGCAUAGAAAGGAAGAAAAGGUGGCUCACCAGUCUUCAAAUAAAGAGAAAUUGCGAGAUUGUCCUAGUAAAGCAGAAGUGAAGUCCCCAAACGUUACAAAAGUCUUAACCACUCAGAAGGACGAUAGCUCUGUAAAGGACUUUAAGUUAUCCUUUAUGGAGACUCUUAAUCUCACCCUUUCGCCUGCUAAAAAAAAAUCUCAGGAUUUAGAUCCAGCCAACUCUACUGUGUCUACUAGGGAAACUGUCAUCAAUUCUGUACUUCAUACAGAGGCAUCGACUAAAGUGUGCGUAAGGGCUAAAGAUGUUGCAGAUUCUCAGGAAUGUUUAAGUAAACCUAACCCAACGGAUAAUACAAAAAUGUCUAUAGAAGAGGCAGCUUCUUCCAAUGAUUUAACAUUAGAGCAUCAGUCUGAGCCUGUCGAAGAUACCAUAGCACUUCACAAAAAGCAGUCAAAGGUGACUGUUAAGGCACUUGCAGAAUCUAUUCAAUCAGAUGUAGAUUGUCCACAUGUUGUAAAUACUGAACCAGAGGCCAACAUUUCUGAUGAUUUUGACACACAAAGCAUUUUAAAUGAAUCUGAUUUUAUUGUACUCGACUCUUACAUUGAAAUUGAGAAGUGCAGCGGUAAUGAGAUGCCUUCAGAAAAUCUGAAUAUGUCCGUGCCAGUUGAAAAUUUCCAAGAUGAUGAAGUUAUCUUGGUGCAGAUAUCUGAAGAUGUUGACCAGACAAGCAGCUUGAAGCCAAAUAUAACUGGGCCGACAGCAGGUAUAUGUGAAUCCUCAAAUACUGAUCAGUGUUUACAUGAUGAAAGCUCUGUAAUGAGUCUUGACUUAAAUUUCUUAAGACGCAUACCUAAGGUCGUCAGUCCACUAAAAAGCCCAGCCAGACCUUUAGCGCAUCAGCCUACAACUGAACGCACAGCCAAGGUUUCAGUAGUGAGCAUUUCAUAUAAAGAUCUACCAUCAUAUGCAAGUAUAAGCAAUCACAAUGAACUGAACAAAGAGAAUUGUGAACCAGUCAGCAAAACUGAUUUGAGCAACGAAGCUUUCCCCAUAGAGAUUUCUUCUGAUGAAGUUGAGGAAGGGGAGAUUAUAAGUGAUGAAGAACCGGAUAACGAGCUGUCCUCUCAGUCUAAAAGUAGCCCACAAGCCGAGCCCAUCAAAGAUACAAAUGUGAUCAAGAGCCCAGUAAGCCAGGAAAGCAAGAUAGCGACUUUGACCAAACCAAAUGGAGUGAUUUCACCACUGAGGCCGUCAACUUCAGAAACUAAGAAAAAACCAAAAGACAUUAGAAAAGCAAAGUUGCUUGCAUUUCCAGUUGAUAAAAGAAAAAAUGUAAAAGGUGCCUCUUGCCUUGAAGGAGUUUUAAACAUUGUCCCUCCAUCAAAUAUACAGGAUGUGCUACAGAUGCUGAGAAUAAUAAGAAAGCAUAUACGAAAAAAAUACAUGAAAUAUAAGGUAAGGUUUCCACUGGCCCAGUUCCAACGCUUUGUUGAAGCAGCGUCAUUACAAUUCACUACGCUAGCAAACCGUUUAGAUUGGUCUAGUUUGUGUUCUUCACCAGACUUAUUGCAAAACAAACUGUGUAAGUUCAUUGAAACCAGACUAAAGCAGCUUAAAAAUAAUGGGAUUGUAAAUCGAAUCUUUGAGCAGGGGCAAAUAGACAUGAAAAAGAGGCUAUGGAAAUUUGUAGAAGAACAGCUUGAUUCUUUAUUUGAUACCCUUAAAGGAAUGAUGGUAAAACUAUGUGAUAAGGCCAAAUUAGAAUGUGACCAAGACGAGAAAAAAAUAAGCACGUUAUCAGUAACAAAAGUGCAAAAAUCUGAUCAAAUAAAAAAAUCUCAAAAUGUAAGCAAGACUUCUAAGACUAAAACUUCCUUGGCUAAAUCAAAAAAUGAACGUUGUUUAAGACGUUUGGACUUUCACUAUAAAAGAGAUGUUGCAAAUACAAAACCUCAAACCACAGAUGAUCCCAGUCUGGAAAAGAAGCUCUUAAAACAUUUAAGUAGCAGCUAUGACAAAAAUGGUAUUUCACCGUGUGAUAACAUGAGCCCAAAAUCCAAAAUGUCCCUUUCCACUGCUGCAAAACCUAACGCAUCCAAUGAAUGCCAAAAAGAUCGCAGUUCUGCAGGUUUAUCCUUCAACUUGGUAAGUGACGAUCACAUGGGUGACAUUUUUAAACGUUUGCUAAAUGACUCUGACAAUUUAGAGCUUAACCUCCCACAUGAAAACAUAUGGUUAUUGGACACUCCAGAGAAAAAAAGCCUCUCGGGCCAGGAAUAUGACACAGUAAAUUCCUUGGUAGAGAUCAAAACACCAGUAAAGGCAGUUUUUCCUUGGCCUUCCAUUUCCCCUCAACAUAUCAAUACUUUCCCUAGACUUGAGACUGUACUGACCCCAGAUGUUUUUGAUGAAAGUUGUUUGCUGGAAGUCCCUACCAGUGCCUCAUCCAACAAAAGCACAGUAGAGGACAGACUCAAAUCCUAUUCUGUUCUUAUGGAAGAUCUUGCUGUGUCUCUUACUGUUCCUUCCCCCCUGAAAUCUGAUUCUCAUCUUAGUUUUCUUAGGCCAGUUUGUGAUCCUGAAUCAGUAGCUCAAGUGUUUGCACAUUAUAAUGAAAAUGCCGUCCAGGAUGAGGAAGAUGCCACAGAACAGGAUAUACAUUUAACUUUGGAUUCUGACAACUCAAGUACAGGUUCACUUGAAAAUUCAACUGAACCUGAUGGCUUCCAGUGCCAUCCAAGCGAACCCAUGCAAGCAGUUAUAAUGGAGAAAUCAAACGAUCACUUUAUUGUUAAAAUAAGACGGGCUAUAUCAUCCAGUUCUCCAAUGUCUGACAACUCAUCUGUAGGAGAAGCUGACAAUGCUGCCUCAGGUCAGCUGGAGAGUACACGCUGUAACAUUUUUGAUGAAAGUUUACAAGGGAUCCAUAUUGAAACCAAACUCGAAGCAGACCCUAAGAACAGUUUACUUAGUGACGCCGCAUUGCCAUAUUCUGUGGAGUUAAGUUUCUCAAAAAUUGAUGAGAAUUCAGAAAAUUUUACAAAUGUAAAACAACGGGUCUGUUCAUCGCCUAAAACUGUGCACGUCACAAAAUCUAUAUUACCUGAUGCCUUAAACCAAAACAUAACAGACCCAUCUGAAGUCGAGUUAACAAAUGUAAUUUAUAUAGAGAAAGUUCAGCUAGACUGUGAAACAGUGACUAUCUGUUCUGAAAAAAAUCCAGAAGAUGGUGGCGAGAUAAAAACAACCAUUGCAGAAAAACAGCUGAUGGAUUGUGACAAGAUCAGCUUUACAGAAGAGGUCAUACACAAUCAAACCCUAUGUACAGACACCUCUAUGGGGAGUAUUCCUAAAGCUCAGUCUAUGAACUCAAAGAAAAAGAAACGGAAAUCCUCAGAACAGGAACCUGUAUCAAAGAGGCGAAACAUUUCUUUUCUACCAGACAUUAAAGAUAAAAACAAAGGCUCCAGGUGUAGCAAAACUGAGAAUGAAGACAAACUGCAAAGAAAACACAGGAGAGCUGUUAGUGAAGGAAAUAUUAAAUUCACUUCAUUAAAAGACUCCCCAAGUGGUGGGAUUUCUGCAAAGAAUGUCAUCAAAAAGAAAGGAGAAGUGGUCGUCUCCUGGACAAGAAAUGAGGAUCGUGAAAUUCUUUUGGAAUGUCAACAAAAUGGACCACACAGAAAAACAUUUCUUGCCUUGGCAACAAAGAUGACUAAAUAUCCACAUCAGGUGGAAGAAAGAUUUCGACAGUUAAUGAAGUUGUUCAAGAAGAGCAGAAAUAGCAUAAGCUGACAUGCUUUUAUACUACAGGACUAUGGAUGCAUCUUUGUU
Molecule: messenger RNA, 5347 nt
Organism: Nanorana parkeri
Lineage: Eukaryota; Metazoa; Chordata; Amphibia; Anura; Dicroglossidae
Gene: CASP8AP2
Product: caspase 8 associated protein 2
Exons: 9
Biological process (GO): extrinsic apoptotic signaling pathway via death domain receptors; Fas signaling pathway
Cellular component (GO): PML body; mitochondrion
Molecular function (GO): transcription corepressor activity
Source: RefSeq, a predicted model, not a curated record